GCGGGAGGUUGCGCGUGACUCAUCUUGUCAUCAGCUCGUCACGGCGGACAGUGCGUGACAGAACACAACAGAAGUUUGUUUCUUCUUAUAAAGACGCAAAUAACAGAAGAAAGUCUUGGUGUGUGGAAAGGGAUUACAGUCAGCUUAAUUAAAAAAGACAAAAUUUCAUGUUGCUGAAAUAUUUUGUCGUGUAGAUGUUAACUGUACUGUUUGUGAAGAUUUGUGUUUGUGUGUGCCUCUUCCUGUAAUCGAAUUAACUGCUAUAUAACCUGACCAUCUCUGCGCUAACCCAAGAGAUUCGCGUGUCUAAACCGAAGAGAACUCUUUUUUUGUUAUAUCGUGUUCCAUGAAGCGUCUUCAAGUCUAGAUCUGAUACAUUUUCACAAAAUGUCGGUGGUGUGCAACAGGGUACGCUAUCACGGUAUCGAAGUUUCCUAAGUGAAGGGAGAAAUGAAAAGUGACAUCAAAUUGGAAACCAGUUUUCGAAAGUUCAGUUAAAUUACAUACUAAUAUUCGGAACGAGCUGGAAUUAGAAGAAUAACAUAUAUAUGUAUUGGAACGUUCGGUGUUGAUUUUCUGCAUGCAUUACCGGUAGCACAUAUAUAGUUUUGUAAUAAAUUGGCACGCAGAUAGUGAAGUUCCGUAGUUACUGUGCCGGCUACACUAUCAGCACAGUUCUCAGUUUUAUAUCCCGAAACAAGUGACUCUGGACACCUGCCCAGCCGUAUUCAGGAACUGUGUAAUAACAACAUGCCUAUUAAUUGAAGUGUUCCUCACCUACUGAGAAGAGUUUUAAACCGUUGUUAGUGACUAAAAUACUUGCAUCUCGUGUACAGUAACUACAGUUUCAAACGCGUGUGCUACAUUCAGAGAAUGAUGUUGACUGGUUAACAUAGAACCAACUAACCUGAAAGCGGUGCGUGGUAUGACGUCAUGAAACGGGGCCCAUUCUCAUCAAUCGACGCGCUGCAAUGGAUAUUGUUGUCUCUGUUAGUGUCAUCCAUCAUCAUCAUUAUCCCAUGUCAGACCACCGUCCCCGCGGCAUCACUUUCGCAUUCACUCCGUCACCACCAGCAUGGUGCUGGCGCCAGUGGAGGGCUCUCGAGACCAACACCCCGAGAUGACCUUGACUUGCCUUCAGAGUCGCCUUUGACUUCUGGUGAUUUAUACCGCUUGUCUACAGCUGACAGUCCAACAACUGUGAUCCCACCUCCAGAACCUCCGACGCCCCCGCGGAUCAUAGAGUUGCCUGUGAGACAGCACAGAGAGGUGCACCUGAACUGUGAACUCGACGUAGUGAGCAACACGAGCACCAAGCAGCGUGCCGGCAGCCUCAUGUGGUUCCAUGACGGCCGACCCGUAGACGCUUUCGUUUUAGACAAGAACACUCGAUCGGGGAGUGGAUUAGGACACCGCUACAUGAGAGACUUGUUGACAGGGCAGCUGCGAAUUGCUAAUGCAAGGUUGGAGGACGAAGGUGUGUGGCACUGCGAGGAUCGCGACCCUAUCACGGGAAUUGUCAUUUCAACUGGAAAACCGACCCGCCUUAUCGUUCUAGAACCGCCAAGGUCCUUGUAUCUCGCAGUGGACGGGCGACGCCUGGACCCAGGGAACCUCUUCCUGCCUGUUAAGGAAGGCGCUGAGCUAGCGGUUAGCUGCUUUGUUGAGGGCGGUCAUCCCCCCGCGAGUCUGGCCUGGUUACUCACGCCGCACCAUACCCCUGGCCUCAACACGAGCGGCGGUAACCACCCACACAGCAGCGAGGCACAUCUGGGCACCGUUCUGAGGGCGCACCACAACUCCACAGUCACAUGUCUCGCUCGACACCAGGCACUCAGCCAUCCCCUCAACCAGUCGCUGCAGCUUCACGUUCAGUAUAGUCCUUCAUUCGCCAUCAGUCGUGUUCCUGGUUUUGGAUUCCCUCUAAGAGAAGGUAUUCCCGUCUCUCUGAAGUGUGAUGUGGACUCGAACCCUCCUGCGAGUCCUGUUUGGGUCAAAGAUGAUGGUGCUCCGCCCGUUGCGCAGUCUGGAGACGGUUUUUUGAACUUCAGUGCCAUUCGUCGGGAACACAGCGGUUGGUACAAAUGCACGAGCCGCCAUCUUUUAGGAGAAUACAGCUCCAUUGGAUACUUCCUCAACGUCAGAU
Cryptotermes secundus is the source of this 2146-nucleotide messenger RNA. RefSeq names its product cell adhesion molecule 3. The annotation marks the transcript as partial. The transcript has 6 exons. Gene Ontology annotation, biological process: cell-cell adhesion. Gene Ontology annotation, molecular function: cell adhesion molecule binding. Gene Ontology annotation, cellular component: cell-cell junction. Lineage: Eukaryota; Metazoa; Arthropoda; Insecta; Blattodea; Kalotermitidae. The record is from RefSeq and is a predicted model, not a curated record.